This is a messenger RNA of Dicrocoelium dendriticum, 1148 nucleotides long. NCBI's taxonomy places the organism in Eukaryota, Metazoa, Platyhelminthes, Trematoda, Plagiorchiida, Dicrocoeliidae. The record is from the annotation of a GenBank genome assembly.
UCGGUCCAUUACGACCUACUUACGCCCUGGACAGAUGCCCUUGGAAUUUUCGACCGGAAACAUACUACACAGAUAGCUACCCUUCCUCCGUUUCCAUUUUGUGCGCGUCGUUAUGAACACGCUCCUGGGAUCCAUGGCUUUAGAAAAGAUACACAGUGAUUCCAUCCGGGAUAGCCAGCUUUCAGAGGAUGAACAAUUCAGUCUAUGCUGUCUUUGUGGACAGUCAUUCCCUACGAUACGUUCCUUACACAGGCACAUCAAUAUAACCCACGAAGAUGUGGCCGAUGCCUUCGACUUUUCGACCAACUACAGCUCCUCUUCCUCUGAAGAAAUUUCCAACCUCCGGAAUCUUGGCGAAUCACCUUCGUUCUCAGGCGGUAGUUCGAUUCGUAUCAAAACUCCCCAGUGUGAAAUAUGCCUCAAGACCUUUUCAACUCUAUCCUACUUACGGAUGCAUAUAUCCACAGUCCAUGAAGGUGUAAAGGCAUACUCAUGUUCCAUCUGCGACAAAAGUUACACCCAGAAGCAUUCACUGAAGAAGCACAUUAUCAGUGCUCAUACAAACUCUGCCGUAAAUGGAAACUCCGAUGAACGUAUUGCUCUUCGUGUUGGACAGCGUCCGGGAGAAUUUUCAUCAAAUGACACGAUGGAACGUCGGAAACUGUGGGUUCACUCACCCUUAUCGAAAAAUCCUAGGCACAGUCCGUCGCAUUUAAAUAGCGCCCAUUGAUCGUGGAACCUUUUUGAAGAAGCGGACUGUUUUACGACACUUGGUACAAAAAGUAUUUUGCAUUUAGGACUGUUUCCGUACGCAUUUACUCUUGUUCUCCUUCCCAGAGUCAACUACCUCAUACCCCUUACCUCUCACUACCUCUAAUUUUUUACCGCUGAAAAAUGUGUGCAUUUAUUAUUUUCAACUAUUCUGUGAAUGUUGCAAGAGUGAUAAGGAAAUGAGAUUUUUUACCCUUUUCUUUUGAUACGGUUUUACGAUCCCGAUUGAUGUUGCCCCUCUCCGAUACAUCUUAUCCACCCACAAUCGCGGUGAGCCUACAUUCCUUCCAUUGUACCACGUGUUGUGUAACGUUUCAAACACGCAUCAUUGAUCUCACAUGAUGAUCGUCUGUUACAAUAAACUGCCUUCUUAUUCA